Paracoccidioides brasiliensis Pb18 is the source of this 252-nucleotide messenger RNA. RefSeq lists its product as uncharacterized. Bases 1 to 252 code for a protein of 83 amino acids. The transcript has 2 exons. The record is from RefSeq and is a predicted model, not a curated record.
AUGGCAGAGAAUCCUUGUGACACAGACGGGUUGGUCAAGGUCCUUGAUGAACGCUUUGAGAUCAAGAACUUGCAGGCGAGGCUGGUUGUUAACUACGCUCCACCUACUGCACGUGAUAUAGCUCGCCUGUAUAUCCCGGAUGGGAGGAUCAGUGAACGGAAGAUAACGCACGUUCGCGAUGUUCGUCAUCAACCAUCCUACAGCCUUGGGGUUGGGCCAGGUCACAUGCGGGCGAGUCAUUGUGCCGACUAG